UUAGCCCCGUUUCCCCCGGUGUUUAUACGUUAGCAUAGAUAAUGUAUUCAGAGGAGAGUUUGAGAGAAUUCGUCACAGAGAGACUAACGGCCGCCGCUGAGGACAUUUUUGUAGUUUUUAAGAGAACUGUCGUCGAAUAUGAAGAGAAGCUCGCGCGUCAACGUAAACUGCUCGAUAGCGUUUUGAAACCUCAAGAAACUGUACAGACCAAGGAUGUAGCGCAGCAUGUCAUGUGUAAGGAGGAAGUUCAGGUUGAUCAGCAGCUCUGUAACCAAGAGACGAACUCCAGUCUAGACCAAGAAGAGCCAGAGCCUCCACAGGUUAAAGAGGAACCAGAGGAACCCUGCAGCAGCCAGGAUAUUAAGAAGGUGGUACUGAAGGAGGAGACUGACACGUUCAUGUGGACUCCUAAUGAAGAAAGUGACCACAGUGAACCAGAACAACUGUACUUUACUCACAAUGCUUACGUUGCUGAGGAUAAAGAUCCAACAGGAAGCGGUAACAGAGACUCAGAAUCAACUAGAAACUCGGAAAACCAGCAGUCCAGCGUAAUACAUCACAACACUGAUUUAUCAGGAAAUCCCUUUUACGCUUUUCAAGUUCAGCAGUUUUUUACAUGUGAGACUUGUGGUGAAGAUUUUAAAAACAUGUCAACAUUACGCACACAUCAGCGUGUCCACACCGGUAAAAAAACACAUUCUUGCAAUAUUUGUGGUAAAAUCUUCAGCUGGAAGUCGAUGCUGACGGUGCAUUUAAGAUGUCACACAGGUGAGAAGCCGUUUUCUUGUAAAAUAUGUGGCAGAGGAUUCAGUCAGAUAUCAGACUUGAAAAAGCACAACAUAAAACAUACAGGUAAAAAGCUUUUUACCUGUGCAACAUGCGGCCACGCCUUUGGAUCUAAAUCCGACCUCACGCUUCACGUGAGAACGCACACGGGUGAGAAGCCUUACUCUUGCAGCACCUGUGGGAAAAGCUUCUCUCAGCAGUCAAGCCUGAAUUCUCACAACAGAAUUCAUACAGAUGACAGGCCGUUUACAUGCAGAACAUGCGGAAAAACAUUCAGAAUAAGCAGCGAGCUGAAAAAGCAUGUAGAAAGGGUCCACUUAGGGGAGAGGCCGCACUCCUGCAGCAUCUGUGGGAAAGGGUUCUAUCUAAAGUCAGAGUUAACAACGCACAUGCAGACUCAUUCAAGUGAAAAGCCGUACUCCUGUGAUAUUUGUGGGGCAUCAUUCUCGGUGAAAUCUUACUUGGAUAAGCACUUAAAAUUAACAAAGUGUUCUCUUGCUACACAUGUGCCAACUGUAUUUCUGGACGUUUUAACGACACCAACGAUGUCUGAAGGGGAUAGUUUGAGAGGACUGAUCACAGAGAGACUAACGGCUGCUGCUGAAGACAUAUUUCUGCUUUUUAAAAGCACUAUCGUGAAGUACCAGGAGGAGCUCGAGCGUCAACGGAAACAGUUGGAAAUCUUGAACCCUGCAGUCUGUUUACGCAGAAAAGAUGUCCUGCAGGAACUUGUGCGUGAAGAAGAGGAGGUUCUGUCUGACCAGGAGAAGAACUCCAGACCGGACCAAGAGGAGGCAGAGCCUCCACAGAUUAAAGAGGAGCCAGAGGAACCCUGCAGCAUUCAGGAGGGAGAGCAGCUUGAACUGAAGGAGGAGGCUGACUGGUUCAUGUUCACCCUCAAUCAUGAGGAAAGUGAACAGAGUGAACCAGAGCUACAGCAGGAACUCCAGCUUCUAUCUUCAAACUCUCAUUUCGCUGAGGAUCAAGAUCCUACAGGAAGCCAGCACAGAGACUCAGAACCCAAUACACCCUACAUAAUUCACCAAAGCAGUCACGACACUGACAUGUCAGAGAAUCAGUCUGAUCCUUUUCAAGAUCAACAGUCUUUUAAAUGUGACACCUGUGGUGAAAGUUUUAAGAACAAGACAGCUUUACAGACACAUCAGCGAUUCCACAGUGGUAAAGAAACACAUUCUUGCAAGAUCUGUGGGAAAAUGUUCAAGUGGCAGUCGAUGCUGACGGCUCAUUUGAGAAGUCACACAGGCGAGAGGCCGUAUUCUUGCACAACCUGUGGAAAAGGAUUCUUUUACAUAUCAGGCUUGAAAAAGCACAACAUGAUACAUACAGGUGAGAAGCCUUUUACUUGUACAACAUGCGGCAAAUCUUUCAUACAACAUCAAGACUUGAAAGCUCACAUACGUACACACACAGGUGAGAGACCUUUUACUUGUACAACAUGCGGCAAAACUUUCACACAACAUCAAGACUUGAAAGUCCACAUACGUACACAUACAGGUGAGAGGCCUUACUCCUGCAGCACCUGUGGAAAAAGAUUCUCUCAUCCAAAAACUCUGAGUGAUCACAUCAGAACUCAUACAGAUGACAGGCCUUCCAGUUGCAAUACGUGUGGCAAAAGUUUUAGAAACAGUAGUGACCUGAAAAAACAUGUUGAAAGGGUCCACUUAGGUAAGAAGCCUCACUCAUGCAGCACCUGUGGAAAAGGAUUCUAUUCAAAGGCAGAGUUAACAAGGCAUAUGCAGAGUCAUUUAAGUGAAAAUUGAUAGUCCUGUUGUGGCUGUGGGGCAUCAUACACACUUAAACAAAAUUUAAUUGGGCACACAAUAUCGAAAAGAUGCUUGAUGAGAGCGACAGGAAAAUCUUCAGUUGUUUGACUGAAUUAGCAAUCUUGUAUAAAUGUGAAUGCAGUAGGGAUUGUUUGCUAGCCACCAUUUAAAAACAAGAAAAGAUGGGAAGAAUUGAUUUGCAUCUCCACUGUAAGAGAGAAUCUUGACUUUCAUUGUAUUAAAUGCUCUGGUUUGUAUGGGUUGUAGAUGUGUAGGCCAAUCUGUAUUGACCAGUCGUCUUUCAGCAGUGUUUGGUGUAACAGCAAGGUUAUAAUAGUUUUGGAUUUUUCAAUUGUUUUUUUAUUAUUUCUUUUUUAAUUUCAGUUUAGUUUUUACUGCUGUUUUUUUAGUUUUGUUUUUAUUUAGCAAAAAUGCUUCAUUUCACUUUCAUUUUUAUUAGUUUUAGUGUUAGUUUUUUCAGAUACGUCAGGGCUGAGGGAACGUCAUUCAUUUUUAAAAACAUGUUCAAACAGGCUACUCUUCACUUGUCAUUUAAUUUGUUUAAAGCUGAUGUUUGAAUACAACUCCAGACAUAAAACUGCCACUGUAUGAAGUCUUA
Cheilinus undulatus (humphead wrasse) is the source of this 3189-nucleotide messenger RNA. RefSeq names its product zinc finger protein 665-like. Gene Ontology annotation, molecular function: RNA polymerase II cis-regulatory region sequence-specific DNA binding; DNA-binding transcription factor activity, RNA polymerase II-specific. Bases 42 to 2567 code for a protein of 841 amino acids. Lineage: Eukaryota; Metazoa; Chordata; Actinopteri; Labriformes; Labridae. The record is from RefSeq and is a predicted model, not a curated record. The transcript has 4 exons. Gene Ontology annotation, biological process: regulation of transcription by RNA polymerase II.